AUGCAAGCACAUGGCUACACACCCUUCAGAAAAGACCGCCCUGGCAGGCGGCGUGGAGGAGGCGUUGUCAUCUAUUUGAAGUAUAUGACUUACAACCCAGUCAAAAUCACCCCAUGUCAUCAUCUACCCACCAUCUACAUUUUGAAUGUCACUAGCAUUUUCAAGCCACAUGCUAUUGAGCAUUUGAGGUGUGACGUGUAUCCUCUACACCCUGACAUUAUCAUCAUCACCGAGUCAUGGCUUAGGCCAGAUCAUUCUGAUGGCUUUCCAACAUUUUAUGCACUCAAAACUAUCCGCUCACAUGGUCUCAGAGGCAUCAAAUUAUUCGACAUCACUGAAUCAUUCAUAAUCUCACGCAUCAAAUAUGCAGCUCCCUCCUGCCAAACACUUCCUGAACUGAAAGUUUGUAAAAACAACGCCUACACAGCCACUAUUCAAAAAGCUCAAAUUGAAGAGAAAAAGUCAAAAAAAAUUGAAUUGAUGGAAAAACGAAACCAAGAAAAUUUUUUGGGAAGUAUCAACUUGAAAUUAUUAUCCAAGGAAGAUAAAGCCAUAAAAAAAUAUCAUAAAAGAAAAGAACUUCGCGAAGCUCUUUUAUGUCAGCUUAAGGAUAAAAAAGAAAGAACAGAUUGUGAAAAAAUGGUUAAAAUAAAUGAAGAAAUGAAAUUAAUAUGCAACGAUAUUGAGGAACUGAAAAAGGAUAAAAUAAGUUUUCAACUUGAUCAGGGUGCUGUUAUGAUUUCUGAUUUUUCUGACCGCCAUCCAAUUUUUUUUUCAAUAAAAAAGAAAAAUUUAUUUGAGGUUAGCUGGGAUCCAAUUGUCACCGAAAAUGAUGUUAAUACAGCAGGACUCAUUACGGAAAAAUUCUUUCGACCAAAAGCCAAGUUUGUGUCAGGUACAAACAGUAAACCUGAAUUGUUAGAGCGCAAUGCUUGA
Messenger RNA from Helobdella robusta, 936 nucleotides. RefSeq lists its product as hypothetical. Bases 1 to 936 code for a protein of 311 amino acids. The record is from RefSeq and is a predicted model, not a curated record. Lineage: Eukaryota; Metazoa; Annelida; Clitellata; Rhynchobdellida; Glossiphoniidae. The transcript has 8 exons.